Messenger RNA from Debaryomyces hansenii CBS767, 1731 nucleotides. Its product is annotated as putative ATP-dependent RNA helicase. The transcript has a single exon. Gene Ontology annotation, molecular function: nucleic acid binding; ATP binding. Gene Ontology annotation, cellular component: nucleus. NCBI's taxonomy places the organism in Eukaryota, Fungi, Ascomycota, Pichiomycetes, Serinales, Debaryomycetaceae. The coding region runs from base 1 to 1731 and encodes 576 amino acids. The record is from RefSeq and is a predicted model, not a curated record.
AUGAGCUCUGAUACUGAGGAAGCUUCUGAGGAGAUAGAAGGAAACCAAAACCAGCAUGUUAAUAAACAGCCAGAGAACGACGAUAAAAUGGAUAUUGUGGAGGACGAAGAAACUCCGGAGGAACCUAUAGAGAAUGAUCCUAAUUAUAUGUCGAAACAUCAUUCAGUUUUUCAAAAAUUCAAGUCGUCAGUACAUGAUGUAAAAGGUGAAGAGGUUGAUGAGGAAACACCCGAAGAAAAGGAAGACAUAGAAAUGCAAGAUUUGGUACCAUUACCACAACCUGAGUUACCAAGAGAUAAAAGAUUAGUCUCGACUGCUGCACAUUUAAACAAUUUAGACUGGUUAACCACUCCAAUAUAUACAGCUCCAGAAGAAACAAAACCAUUUGCUGAGUUCCAGAAUCCUCCGUUAUCGUCAUUGAUGAUAAAAAAUUUGCGGAAUAUGGGAUUUGAAUCUGCGUUCUCUGUGCAAAUUUCAGUCUUAAAUUUAAUGCUAAAGGAUAUUGAGAGAAAUAGAUUACAACCAGAUAUGAGAGGUGAUUUAUUAGUCAAUGCAUCAACUGGUUCCGGUAAGACUUUAGCGUAUCUGAUUCCAAUAAUUGAAAGUUUACAAACUGUAAAAGUUCCAAGAGUGAGAGCAAUAAUACUAGUUCCUACGAAACCUUUAAUAAACCAAGUGAAAACUACUUUGAAUCAAUUAUCUAAGGGUACGAACUUAUCAAUUGUCAGUUUAAAAAAUGAUUUGUCCAUUAAAGAAGAAGGUAUAAAAUUGCAAACCAAUGAGCCAGAUAUUAUUGUAUCUACUCCUGGUAGAUUGGUAGACCAUUUGACUAACGGCUAUAUCAGUUUGAAGAAUCUCCAGUAUUUAGUUAUUGAUGAAGCCGAUCGUUUACUUAACCAAUCUUUCCAAAACUGGUGUCAAAUUUUGAUUUCUAAAAUAGACGAAUUCACAAAUAUUAAGGAAAGAAAUAUAUCGAAUAGUUGGAAGUUAAACGUACAAAAAAUGAUAUUCUCUGCCACAUUGACUACUGAUGCCGGGAAAUUAUCAUUAUUAAAAUUCCAUAAACCAAGACUAAUAAUCGUUAAUAAUAAGGAACAAUUGGUUAAUGAGAUGUUUAGCUUACCAGCCACAUUGAAUGAAUUUAAAUUACAAUUCGGAUCCGCAAAGUCUUCAUUAAAACCAUUAAUAUUAUCCAAGUUUUUACUUUCAAAGAACAAACUUGCGAAUGUCUUAAUUUUUACGAAAUCAAAUGACGCCUCGUUAAGGCUCUCUAGAUUAUUAUCAUUAAUAAUGAAUAAAUUGGGGUCCGAGACCAUAAAUAUAGCAUACAUUAACUCAACUAAUAACACCACGUCUGUGCGUUCCAAAAUAUUGAAAGAUUUUUCUAAGCAGACUAUUAAUAUUUUGGUUGCAACUGAUUUGAUAGCUCGUGGGAUCGAUAUACUAUCGAUCACAGAUGUUAUAAAUUAUGAUUUACCUAAUUCUUCUCGUGAAUACGUUCAUAGGGUUGGUCGUACUGCUAGAGCUAAUCAAGAAGGAUUUGCAUAUAAUUUCUGUUUCGGUAAAGGUGAAGCCAAGUGGUUCAAAAAGCUUAUGGCUCAAGUAGGUAGAAGUGAAAAGAACAUAGAAGAGCUUGAACUUGAUACCAAGCAACUAAUCGAAGACAAUGACGAAUCUAUGUAUAAGGAAUCGUUAGAUGAAUUACAACAACAAGUAUUUAAUAGAGCUUAA